CUUGCUGAAAGGGCCAAGCUUCAUCCUGGAGACUGGAGCCUGGAGGUUCACCAUCAUCAUGUCAAAUCAUGAUGCCUCGUUUGCUGGCGUUGUAAUACGGUUGUAAUGGCGCAUCUGCGGCUGCUCUCUAGCGAGAGAAAUGUGCGUCACUUUUGCCAUCGGAGAAUGUAUGUCAGGGGCAAUGUCGAUUGCUUGAAAAUGUGUUUUGCAGACACAUUGGUUGAGUGGAAACUUUUUUGGAAGAGUCAUGCGCUUCCAUCUUGUUGAAAGCAAGCUCAGAAGGUAUAAUAUCUGAGCAGUGACUCACGACACGGUGCCCCCAAAAGAGUGCUCCUCUUCUUUUUUAUGGCCUAUGAUCCAGAAACUGCAGAUUCGCGCUGAUUUAGCGUUAAGAGUUGCACUCAAGUUCCCUUUGGAGACCAUCAAGCAUGGCAGAGGCCAGUGGCGGCUACGUAGGCAGGAAAAGGCCCCAUGAAUCUUCAAGCUUCUCCUGUCCCCCGAGUAAAAGGGAUGCAGCAAGCUCUGCAUUCGACCCCAGACAAUCUUUGCAGUCCGCGGCUGUUGACAGCGACGGCCGCUUUCUACAGUUUUUUGUGGAGGCCCCAGAUAUGACCAUGCAGAGGCGAAGAACGUUUGUCGUGAGGAAACCCGCUGAAUCAAGCGUGCAGUCCGUUGUGGAUUACAUUCUGUACAUGGAGGACGUUGACACCGGCAUCCCAAUCAGGUUCUUCAAGUAUGUGAAGCUGACCAGAAGGAACGGUCAGCCUUUGGACGGUGUCAAGACGCUGCAGGAAGUUGGUCUCAGUGAUGGAGUUACACUUUACAUUGAUGGGACCAUCCCCAAGAACAUCCUCCCCAUACAGCAAGAGAUGGAAACUCUGAUCAGACUGGUCGAUGAGAUGACAGGCAAGACAAGUAAGACAGUAAAUGGAGAAAGCUGUCCUGAGUCUGGACCGCUGCUGAGGUUUACAACGUCGAGCAGAAGGUUCCUGAGGAGGGAGCCAGGCGCAGACGGCUUCUUCUUCUCCCCGGGGGUUGCGAAGAUCUUUCUGGCUGAGGGCGGGCUCCAAGUGCUGGCGGGGGUGAGCAGAUACGAGGAGGAGAGGCUGGACAAGGCUGGCAGGACCGCAGUCGUUGGUUUCGUCGAGGACCUCGCGACCGAGUGCGCGCAGGCCCCCAGCCCCGACCGCCUCGGCCACCACGGCGCCGCCAUCAUUCUCGCGAUGCUCAAGGAAUGGGUCCCCAUCUCCGCAAUAGAAGAAUCCACGUUCCACAUUCACCAACUUAUGGCCCAUCUCGCACCCCCCCUCUCGCGCGCCCUGACGUUCCUCUUCCAGACCCCCCCCCACGCGAGCCUCGCAGCCUGGUUCAACUUAGCCCCCGGGGAUCUGCUGACGCAGCUCUGGGAGCUGCUGAGGUCACAGCUGACGGACGUCCGGUCCGGGGUGGGGAAGAUCCCCGGUCUAGUUGUGCCGCACGUGUGUCACGGUCUGCGAGCGGUGCUCGGCGCAGCGGAGGGGGGUGCGACACAGGGGUCCGACUGGGGCCGUACCUUUGGGGGGGAAGUCUAUAGGUCUGCGCGGAAGACUGUGGAGGGGGUCAUUGAGCGGAGAGCUUUAGACGGGCCCGGGAAAGCGGACGUCGGCCCUCCCCAGCUGAAGAAGUGCGUCGCUGCUUUGGUCACGCUGAUGCAAACCCUGUCUUCUAAACAAGACUCGCCAGACCCCCAGUCCGACGAAGCCUCCCCCGAGUCGUUCCGCACGUUUCUCGAAGCCCACAAACCCGCGGUUAAUGCCCUGGUUUGCUCGAACACCACCGCGUUCUCUGGAUUCCAAGAGAUGCCUUGGCUGCUUACGUCGCCAUAUAACGGGUUCCUGACCCUGGAAACCAAACGGCGGUGGCUGGAGCAUAACCUGCCGGACACCAUAAGCGCGGAGUCGCAGGUGGAAAUAUCGGUGGACCGGCGGAAUCUGCUGGCGGACGCGUUUGAUAAGCUGGCGUACGAGGAUGCGGCGGAGCUGCGGGGGGGCGGGAUAUACCCGACGUUCGCGGAGGAGGACGGGUACGGCCCGGGGGUGCGGCGUGAGUUCUUUGUGGCGGUGGCACGUCAACUGUUCGACCCCGCCAACGCGCUCUUCCUGUCAUCCCCGCUGGACCGCCGGCGCGUGUUCCCGAGCCACGCGUCCGACUGCAACCCGGGCCACCUGGCCUACUUCAAGUUUUGCGGCCGCUUCCUUGCACUUGCACUCGCACAUAGGGUACAGCUGGGCAUCGCGCUCGCGCCCGCGUUGUUUCGGCUGCUCGUGACGUCACCAGGGGGGGAGGGUGAGGUCUGCGAGGAGUUGGAACGUCUGGAUGACGCGGCGGAUGUCGACUGCGACACGUGGCGGAGCUGCAAGCAGUUGCUGGAGAUGAAACCGGAAGAGAUCGAAUUCUUGGAGCUGUCGUUCGUGUGCUGCAUCGAGAAGCUGGGCGCGCAGCGCGAGAUGCCGCUCUUCCCCGGGGGCGAGGACAAGACCGUGACGGCCAGCUCGCUGCGACACUUUCUUGGGCUCAAGCUCAGGAAGCAGCUGUACGAGCCGGUGCAGUGUCAAGUGGCGGCGAUCCGGGACGGCUUCCGAGAGAUGUUCACACGGACGGAUGCGGCGGUCUCGGACGUUCUGGAGCCGGUCGGGGAAAAGGACUUCGCACUCAUCCUGCGGGGCGACCCAGCCGACGUGUCGCUCGCGGAUUGGAAGGCGCACACGUCGUACCACGAGUACGCCGAGAGCGACGCCCAGAUCACGUGGUUCUGGCAGGCGUUGGAGUCCUUUCCGGAGGAACGCCGGCGGCGGCUUCUCUUCUUCGCGACCGCGUUCAACUACCUCCCGCCCACAGGGUUUCAGGGUUUACCGGACCGGUUUCACAUUUUUCGGGGGGGCGACGGGCUCGAGAUGUUGCCCACGUCGCACACGUGUUUUUUGCAGCUCGUGCUGCCCGCGUAUGACUCGUACGAGAUGAUGAGGCAGCGGCUUACGGUCGUCUCGGAUGCGCAUGUGGCAGAGAGCUUUGGCAUGUCGUAGGUCUAGGUAGGAGCAAGGACGGAAUUGAGAUGUUGGGUGCAAAAGCUGCGCGAAUGUACAGUCAAUCCUUGAUCAUUGCGGGAUGCUCUUUGAGAUCAGGCGGCUGCUUUGAGUCGAGAGAAUAUGUGGAAGACUGUAAGUAGGGUGUUUGGACGGACUGGAACCGUGUCGGAGAAUGCAGAAUAUUGUAUAAAUACGUAGUGUUUUGACGGACUGGAACGGUCCUGGCAAGCUAUGGCGGUAAGUGUCAGCAUGCAUGCGAC
Molecule: messenger RNA, 3325 nt
Organism: Klebsormidium nitens
Lineage: Eukaryota; Viridiplantae; Streptophyta; Klebsormidiophyceae; Klebsormidiales; Klebsormidiaceae
Source: the annotation of a GenBank genome assembly